UUCCUCAUUUUGGUGGCGCUGUGCGCAAAGCUCCAGCGCCGGACUGGACGCAGUUUUGACGGUCCAAAAACGGAACAAGAAGAAGGGGGCAGGAAGAAAAAAAAAAAAGAAAGCCAGACAUGGAUGUUUAAAUGCUUUCCAUCCGUCACUCUGUUUGUUUUGUUUUAUUUCUUUUUCUUUAAAUGAUGAUUUCUGUCUUUACAUGUAGAUGUUGCUCCUGCCCCGCGGGCUGUUAAACGAGAAGCCGCUGCUUCAAAUGUCUCCAAUCAGUUUGUAAGCGCCACAAAAUGAGGAUUUCUUCUCGCCGCUGGCUUUUGUUGAUAUUUUGGGGCUUGUGGGGACUGUCGCUGGCUGCUUUCCCCAGCAGCGUCCAGAUCGGCGGCUUGUUCAUCCGAAAUACGGAUCAGGAGUACACUGCCUUUCGCUUGGCCAUCUUUCUGCACAACACCAGCCCCAAUGCCUCAGAAGCGCCCUUCAACCUGGUGCCUCAUGUGGACAACAUUGAGACGGCCAAUAGCUUUGCCGUCACCAACGCCUUUUGCUCCCAGUACUCCCGAGGUGUCUUCGCCAUCUUCGGCCUCUACGACAAGCGGUCGGUGCACACGUUGACGUCCUUCUGCAGCGCCCUGCACAUCUCCCUCAUCACGCCCAGCUUCCCCACCGAGGGCGAGAGCCAGUUCACCCUGCAACUACGGCCGUCCAUCCGGGGGGCUCUCUUGUCCCUGCUGGACCACUAUGACUGGAACAAGUUCGUCUUUCUCUACGACACCGAUCGGGGAUACGCCAUCCUGCAGGCCAUCAUGGAGAGGGCAGGGCAGAACAACUGGCAGGUGAGCGCCAUCUGCGUGGAGAACUUCAACGACGCCAACUACCGACGGCUCCUGGAAGACCUGGAUCGGCGGCAGGAGAAGAAGUUUGUGAUCGACCUCGAGGCCGAGAGGCUGCAGAACAUGCUGGAACAGAUCGUCAGCGUGGGGAAGCACGUCAAAGGCUACCAUUACAUCAUGGCCAACCUGGGUUUUAAGGACAUCAAUCUGGAGCGCUUCAUGCAUGGCGGCGCCAACGUGACGGGCUUCCAGCUGGUCGACUUCAGCAAUCCCAUGGUCAUCAAACUGAUGCAGCGCUGGAACAAACUGGAUCAGAGGGAGUAUCCGGGCUCCGAUGCACCGCCCAAGUACACUUCGGCGUUGACGUACGACGGGGUGAUGGUGAUGGCCGAGGCCUUCAGGAACCUGCGCAGGCAGAAGGUGGACAUUUCCCGACGGGGGAACGCCGGCGACUGCCUGGCCAACCCUGCCGCACCGUGGAACCAGGGCAUCGACAUGGAGCGUACUCUCAAACAGGUGCGGCUGCAGGGAUUAACAGGUAAUGUCCAGUUUGACCACUACGGCCGCAGGGUCAACUACACAAUGGACGUGUUUGAGCUGAAGAAUAACGGACCCAGACGGAUCGGCUACUGGAACGACGCCGACAAACUGGUGCUGAUCCAGGACUCGCCGCUGCUCCCCAACGACACGUCCGGCAUGGAAAACCGCACCGUGGUGGUCACCACCAUCAUGCCCCCAGUGAGGAACCCCAUUUUAAGAAACUGAGCCCCCAGCUGGACAGCAAGCGGGAUAUGACACAAGAAGACGAGCCCAAACCAAGCCCGAAAGACACAGCGGCCGUGUUAAUGGACGCCCCCGUUUAAAAAGCAAACGGAGCCGUAAUGGAGUCCCCUUGAGAGGAAAACGAAAUGCAAAUGGGAGGAAACGAGGAUAAACACGCCGCUGUCUUUGUCCUUGUGUGUCACGCAUUUCACGCUCCGUGUUGUGAUCACAGCAUCCGUCGAUUUGGGAUUCUUUUUUUUUUUUUUCCGCCCACGGAACCGCUCUGCCGAGCAGACAGUGAAUGUCAAAGUGAUUUCCUGUUUUGCUGUAAAUCUGUCAAUUGGUGCAGACUACCUACGUUACUCAGCUCCACGAGCCUCACCGUAGAUUACACGGACUAACGAUCAAGUGUUUGCCAUGUUGUAAUGAUGUUUUAUUGUACUCAACAAACGUGGUUGGAACCAUAUGUUAGCUUCACGCUAACAUAAACAAACCCCAAAUAACGACUUGCAUCAUCCAUUUUACUGUCACAAGAGAUUUCAUAGGUCAAUUUUGAAGCAACUGAGGCAAAACGGAUUCAUUCUCAACCACUUUGCCAGACCUGACAUCACCCGCAGAAACGUUUAUUGAAGUAAGGUGUUUAUUUUUUGAGAAGGUUGUUUAUUUGCAGUUAUUUAAAGUAAUGUUUAGUGGAGCUACGUUUUUAUAGAACUUGAACUAAGUUGUUUUUUUCAAACAAGGUAUUUAUUUGAAGUUAUUUGUUUGAAGUCAGGCAUUGAGUUUUUUUAUGUAAGGUUUUUAAGUGAAGUUUAUUGAACGCAGGCGUUUCUUUGAAGUAGUGUGUUUCUUAAGUCAGGCAUAACUUGUUUAUUUGAAGUAAGCCAUUUAUUCGAAUCAGGCCUUUAUUUUAAGGAAGGUGUCAAUUGAGAUUUUGGCAAGUUGAAGUUUUUAUUGAAGUCAGGCAUUUAUUUGAAGUAAGGUGUUUAUUUUAGGUCCGGCAUUAAUUUGAAGUAAGAUGUAUAUUGUGGUAAUAUGAAGUACGCAGAUCUUAACGACACUUGAAGGAAAUGCAGGUUGUUUGAAGUAAGGGGAUUUUCCUUUUUCAGUCAGGCUCUAUUUGAAGCGGUGUUUGCUUGAGGUAAGUUGUUUACUUCAAGUCAGCUGUUUAUUUUGAUGUUUACUGUUUUUAUUUGAAGGCGGCAUUUAUUUAAAGUAAGUUUGUAUUGGAAGGCAGGGCUUUAUUUAGAGUGGCAAAUUGACUGUUUAUUUGAAAUUAGGUGUGUAUUUUAAGUUAGGUGUUUAUUGUUUUUCCAGCUUCCUUGGCCAGCACCUUCACGGCCACUGCGCUCAUCACUCAUGCCAACGUUGGACUGUAGGCCAUUUAUGGUCCAUAUCCAUAUAUCGAUCUAAUAUAAUGUCUUCAAUCAUCACGUAGUGAAUCCUUCGCUGUUGUACCAAACGGAGAAUAGGGAGCGCAAAAACAAGACGUGAUUCCUGUAAAGCGAUUAUGAGCGGCACGGGGGAAGAAUCUUUGCGACUAAAGGCGUCUUUGUAUUUUUGCUCUUUGUCUUGAAAUCCCCGUGAAAUCAGCCAGAUUCGCCGUCAGUCUUCUAGUGUUUUUGCUGUUCCCAAUGAUAUUGUUCUCACAAAUACAUAAAGCAACGUUUGAAAAUCAUAAAGGAAAUGUUCCUAGUUAGUACACUGUAAUAACUGCAGUACAGAGCCUCUUGAACGCACAACUGCAACCACGGAACUCCAACUCCUUUCUACAAGGGAAUUAGAUAACAUUUAAAUGCGAAAUAAUUUUUCAAUGAGGUGGCAAAAUCUCUCUGAAUGUUCUGAACUCCUGUUUUAAUGCACUGAUAGCUCAACUUCCCAUAACCGACAGUCUUGGUUAAAUAAACACUUUACUUGAAAAGAGUGGGAAAUUCUGUCAUUCGCAGACAUUCUAGCCUCUGCUACAACUCUAAUACUACCUCCAAAGGCAGAAAAGUUUAUGGGUCGGCUUCCUACCCCCAUUCCGCGUUGGCGGCAUUACAGCAACAUAGGGGUGAAGAAAAAAAUUAAUAAGGUUGUCAUUUACAGGUAGGUUAAAAGGUCUAAAGAUGCCACUCCGGCUUUGAUACUACCUCUGAAGCCGGAUGGAAGUGGGCAAAGACUCCAUUCGGUUGGUGCAUCCAAGCGUCUUUGAGUUUACCUUGUAGUGGCUUGGGGCAAUGUCAAAAAAAUGUGUGGAAUAAAUUGGGCCUUGUUCUCAAUAUGUAGAUGCCCGCCUUGUAUGACAAAAGUAAUUUGUUUGGAAACACGCACAAAGCAAGGCCGGCGUUCCAUUUCGAUGACUCCGGAUUCUGUUGAUCCAGAACCUUCACCGCCUCUCCCAUUUCCUCUCCCAAUCCGCCAUCACUUGGAAGUCUGGCUUGUAUUUGCAAUCACCCUGUCUGACGGCAGCUCAUUUUUCACUUCCCAUCAGCUUUACCUGCGCUUUCUGCUUAGUCAUGCUUCCCUCCCGUCUGUUUGAUUCUGUGUAUCAUCCAUCCGCAUUAACAUUUUGAUGAUUUUUUUUUUUUUUUUUUUUUAAACCUCAGAUUGUGCUGUGCAUAUGCAGCAUGAGGCCAUCACGGCGAUUACUCGUGCGUGGCUUUUUCUUUUUGUUGUACCACAGAGGGAGUAAAGAAAAAAAAAAAAGUGCAUCUCCCAGCAGGACGUGACGGUUUAAAGACGUAAGAUUUGAAAGCUGAACCGCUUUCUCCUUCGAUGUUCAUUUCUGUAAUUGUUUGCUUGAUGUGCAGCUUUAAAUCAACCACGCGGGGGUACGACAACGUUACACGCAGUUGAAAAAUAUUGGGGUCGUUGUGAUAGUGGUCAUGUGACCAAAAUUUACCAGAACAGGCUGCUACGUGUAGAUAUUGCAGCAUGUGGCAAAGGAUAUUUAUGAACACUGUUCCAAAGUGACUGUAAACAGUUGUGUUUUGAUCUAAACCAUUGUAUAUUUAUAUUUUUAUUUAUUUAUAUAUACUGAACCCUGCCACAAACAGCGAAAAUUGAUGCCUUACACGACUGCAAAAACUAGCUCGACGCGGCCGCACUGACGCGCGGUGUUCGGCUGCUCGUUUUCAUGAGUGGUCUACCGUCGGCUCCUGGUUUUCCUACCAUUCAAAAUCUGAAUCAGGUCGCAAAGUCGAAGCUUGAACAGCCCAUCAAAAAUAAGUUUGCAUGUCUUAAACUGACCGUGUUUUACAAUAAUACAAACCGGCACUAUAUUUGUAAAAGCAAAUUGUGGCGUCAUCGAAUGGUAGCAAUCAAUGAUUGUCCACAUCCUCUUGAAAUAUCCACGCUCUCCUUUGUUGUCGCCCGUUUCCGCAAUCCGCUUCGUCCUGAAAAUCGUGCCAUGUUUUUUGUAGUUCAGAUGUGCUCAAUCGCUUGGUGUGAGGCGAAGAGUUGCCAUCUGUAAUUGUUUCUUUUUUUUGCAAAGCUUCACUUCAGUUGCGUUCGAUCGCAUCGCCCGAUAUGCGACGGGCCUUUGGGAUGACAUCGGAGCUAUCUGAUGGUCCGCUCUUGCAAAUCUAAAGUCUUAAUCAUCCGGAAACAAUACGUUUGGCGUGAGAAAAGUAAUAGCGACCUUGUUCCGAGCUAAUCGCAUAGUUUGCUCUUUGACAAUUUGGGUUCGUUCUGUGAUGGAACUGCUAUUACGUGCUAUUCGUAAGACAGUUCAGGGGUUGGCGCUAUUCUGAAUUUUGUUCGUAAAACGGUGACGACGUAUUCCUACGACGCUGCUCAAACUAGUUCAUAACCUGGAAACGUCAUAUGUCGAUACCAUCGGAAACCAAGAGCCCCGUGUAUCUGAGAUCACAGAAAAACGUUGCGUUUUUGUUGCUCAUGAGUUAAAAGUGACGCUUAAGGCAGCCAUUUGACUCUGAAAUUCAUGACCACUGCAACUUCCAUCCAUCCGUCCAUUUUCUGAACCGCUUAUCCUCACAGGGGUCGCGGGAAUCACUGCAACUUGUUUUGCACUCAUGUAAUUUGCCCCCAGCCUCCCCUUACACCGCCGCUUACUCUCACCUAAAUGUUAUUGAUGGUUGUAUUGCAAAAUAAAUAUUUACUUGUCAAAUACUAAA
Messenger RNA from Phyllopteryx taeniolatus (common seadragon), 5704 nucleotides. RefSeq names its product glutamate receptor, ionotropic, AMPA 4b (gene gria4b). Bases 288 to 1592 code for a protein of 434 amino acids. Gene Ontology annotation, molecular function: transmitter-gated monoatomic ion channel activity involved in regulation of postsynaptic membrane potential; AMPA glutamate receptor activity. The record is from RefSeq and is a predicted model, not a curated record. The transcript is spliced from 10 exons. NCBI's taxonomy places the organism in Eukaryota, Metazoa, Chordata, Actinopteri, Syngnathiformes, Syngnathidae. Gene Ontology annotation, biological process: synaptic transmission, glutamatergic; monoatomic ion transport; modulation of chemical synaptic transmission. Gene Ontology annotation, cellular component: AMPA glutamate receptor complex; postsynaptic membrane; dendritic spine.